This is a messenger RNA of Episyrphus balteatus (marmalade hoverfly), 1308 nucleotides long. RefSeq names its product valacyclovir hydrolase. The transcript has 3 exons. NCBI's taxonomy places the organism in Eukaryota, Metazoa, Arthropoda, Insecta, Diptera, Syrphidae. Bases 312 to 1157 code for a protein of 281 amino acids. The record is from RefSeq and is a predicted model, not a curated record.
AACAAACAAAAAAAAGGAAAAGAUAACAAUGAAAUAUAAAAACCAUCCACAAAAUAUAAAUCUAUUUAUUUUAUUACCCAAACAUAAAACUAUGUUUCUUUUAUCCUACAAAGUAUUUAUUUUAAAUGAAUUCAAAUACUUUAUAACAAAAUUCCUCAAUUUUAAUUUUCCAUGCAUUUUUGUGCAUUCAUACCAAAUGACACUUGAGCGAUAUGUAAACAAAAUGCAAACGAAGAUAACGAUCUUCUUCACUCUCCGCUGACAUUUAAAACAAAAACAAAAAAAGACCAGCAACAAAAAGCCACAACAAGAUGAUCAGAGUACGUCUAUUUCAAAGUGCAAAAUCUACUUUGAAAAUUUUGAAACGAUUUUCAAGUAAUUUCACGGAACAGAAAAUCAAUGUCGAUGGUGUUGACAUCAACUAUGUCAAAACAGGUAACGGUUCCAAAGGUAUUUUACUAAUGCCAGGCGCCAUUGGCUCAGCAUGGACCGAUUUUACACCACAAAUUGAAAAACUACCCAAAUUAUUGCCCGAUUACACAAUCAUUGCCUGGGAUCCGCCAGGUUACGGCAAAUCAAUUCCACCAAAGAGGCAAUUUGAUUUGAAUUUCUAUCACAAAGAUGCCGAAUGUGCAACGAGUUUAAUGAAGAUUUUAGGGUAUUCUAAUUUUUCUGUCCUUGGCUGGAGUGAUGGUGGAAUCACGGCUAUGAUUAUGGCUGGAACAGAUCGUAGGCUUUUAGAUAAUAUGGUUAUUUGGGGUGCGGGACCUUAUAUUAAUGAAAAAGAAGUUAAAGUUUUAGAAGAUAUGCGUGACGUAUCGACAUGGUCGGCGCGAAUGAGAGAACCAAUGGAGAAAUUGUAUGGCCCAGAAAGAUUCAGAGAAAUAUGGUCUGAGUGGGUCGAUGCUGCGAUUAUGUUUUAUGAUAAGAGGAAUGGAAAUUACUGUAAAGGAGAACUAGAAAAGAUCGUUACACCGACACUCAUUUUGCAUGGAGUCAAAGAUCCAAUGAUAGCCGAAGAACAUAUUCCCUACAUUCGUAGGAGAAUUCUCGGUUGCAGAUAUUACUCAUUUCCACAAGGGAAGCAUAAUAUUCACUUGAGGUAUGCGGAUGAGUUUAACAAAGUAGUAGCAAACUUUUUGCUACAAAAAUACUAGAGGGUGAUAGUUUUGGAAAAGAGGCUUUCAUCGGAUUUUGGUUAUUAUCCUUUAAGAGUGGACAAGAAAUACAAAUUGUGAUUUUUAAAAUGUAAUUGGAAAUAAUAAUUGACUUUUUAGCUUAAAUAAAAAAGACGCUAAUUACAAAGUA